Messenger RNA from Papilio xuthus (Asian swallowtail), 5828 nucleotides. RefSeq names its product formin protein cappuccino (gene capu). The record is from RefSeq and is a predicted model, not a curated record. The transcript has 10 exons. Gene Ontology annotation, biological process: cortical actin cytoskeleton organization. Bases 625 to 5316 code for a protein of 1563 amino acids. Gene Ontology annotation, molecular function: actin filament binding. Gene Ontology annotation, cellular component: cytoskeleton; cytoplasm. Lineage: Eukaryota; Metazoa; Arthropoda; Insecta; Lepidoptera; Papilionidae.
CACCCUCAGGUAGUAAUUAAAAUUAUAUCCCAAAUAUAAGCUUGUUUUGUGCGCAAACACAAUAUCAGAUUAAUAUUUUACUCGUAUCAUCAUUACAAUCAUAAGACGUAUCGUAUUAGCAAAGUCUUGUAGUGAAUUACAUAUUUAUCAAUCGACCUAAGUACAGAUGCUUCGUUCAUCGUCAGUAAUGAAACUACUUAUGCAAGUACAAAGACUGGUUUGCACGUCCUAUAUAUGAACAUCAAGGGCGACACUCACGCCAUCUGCCGCACAAUUCUCCAGCAUAUAGAAAAAAACUUACGUUAACAAAAUAAAUAUAGGCCGUUUCUUAACUUAAUAUGAUGACAAUGGAUUGAUUAAAAUGAUUUGUAUUUAAGUUUGUAAUUAGUCUUUUAAUUUUAUACAUUUUUAGACUAGGCAAGAUAUUUUGAGUAUUGAUCAAGCAGCUCGUUGGCACAUGCGCCAUGGCGCACUUCAACCCAGCAGAUCGCAAAUGGACUCCAAGGGCUGUGACAAUGUUUCUACUAGAUUUUUAUAUUAUAAAAUGUAUCAUUUGGUUUUCAUAAUUAAGUGUUUAUUUAUCGUAUUCUUAUCGAAUUAGUGAACCCAUUUAAAAGCUCAAAAAUGGGUAACACCCAAGCUCAAGAAAAACAGUCGAAGGCUGGGAAGUCGCCGGCGAAGGGGAAACAUUUCAUGAGGAAUUUGAACAGGAAAGGAUCGUUCAAGGACGGCAAGAAACGAGCGAGAAAAAAGAGCAUCGCAAAACGAGAGGCGUUCGACAGGGAGGCCGAUAAAACGCCUGAUUCCGAUAACAAUGAACCGAUCGAGGCAUCCGAUAACGAUACGGCCGAGUGCGUGUUCAAAACAUCGUGCGGGGGCGCGAGGAGCGGUGCGGCGAGCGCGGGGGCAGCGGAGACGAGCAGCGAGCACUCGGAGGUAACGGGGUCCAGGUGGUCCGCGGCCGCGCGCGCCGAGCGCCGGUCACCGACCCGCGACUCCGCACACCCGGCCCCCGCGCCCGAUGACUCCAACUCCGAGUCCGUGUUCACGGACCCUCUCACGCCACUCGCCGUCGAGCUCAACCAGUGCUACUACUCCGCGGAGAGUGACAGCGCGCACGACGAGCCCUCGCGCGCCCUCUCGCCCCCGCCCGCCGGCGUCUCAGUCGACACAUCGCCGGAGAGCGGCUGGCCGGUUGUAAACAUGCCGCACGCGGACGCCGCCGCGACACGAACGCCAGAUACGGAAAAAGAAAUUGCAACUGACGUAUUCGAUGAAAACUGCGAGCCGAGUGACGUCGGUGCAUACACGAUGGGCGGUAUACUGACGAGGCCAAAGCCGGACUCCGAGCCUAACGAGUGCAGCCAUGAGUUCCUGGAGAACCGGCUGAAGGCCUGCCCUGGACAGACCGCCUUCACGGUGUCCAAGCACCGCAAGGUGGAACUGCCGCCGGUGAGCGCGCCUGACGCCCUCGCUCUCGCCCUCGUCGAUAACGAAAUUGACCGACGACAUUCGAGUCUAAGCGAUGUACCCUUGGCGGAAUCUAAUGUAUUGAGAAAAGUUGCUUCGCUGACAUUGGAUAAGCUGACAGAUACAAAGGUAACGCGCCCCAGGUUCGUGCCGGAAAAACUGGACUUUCAACUCUAUGAGAAGUUUGAAGGGCAGAUGCUACUUAAUUGGUUCGUGUCAUCAAUUGCUGACAACAGUAACUUUAAAAGCCUUGUAAGUACUCAAGAUCUGAAAAAUAUUGGGAUACAAUAUUGCACGCAUCUCUUAGCUGCCGGAGUUUUACGACAAAUAUCAGAUAAAAAUGCACCAACGGAAAAUGUAUUUAAGCCAAACCUAAUGUAUUAUUGGGCACAUAUGGAGGCACCAGUUUCACAACCUGUUACUCCGGGAAGGUUACAGACAAGCUCAUGGCCACCGGACAAGGAAACCAAUCAAAUUCCCCGUGAUAUGACAUUAUACACAGCCAUGGAUAACAGUCUGUUCUACAACCAAAACAAUAAUGAUGAAGCAAUUGAUAUUCAAGAGGCAAAAGCUAUUAUAAAGCAAUUAAAAAAGAAAUUGCAAGAAGCUGAAUAUCUGCUACAAAAAGUAAAAAUUAGUAAUCAAAUUGAAAUGUUGAAUAGAAAUUUACCAAAUAGCUUUAAUUCAAUACAAGAUAGUAAUUUAAUGAAAGAUAAAGUUGAGCUAUUAGUUGACAAAGAAGUACAGACUUCUAUGGCACUCAAUGAUGAGAAUAAACUAACCAUUAGACCUGUGAUAAGUACACCUAAAUAUGAUAGCCCAAUAAUAUCAAAUGAUAAUAAUAACACAGUAGAAAUAAGUAGGUUAGUUUAUAAAAAUCAGAUGGGUGAUGCUGGUGAUAAAUGUGAAAAAAGAUCUGAAAGAAUAGAAAAUUAUUGUAAAUUAAAUAAAAGUAGAGAAUAUAAUAAACCAUUGCGUAAAGAUGAUUUCAUAGAUAACAAUAACCAAAAUAUUGAUAAUGAUGCCGUAAGUCUUCCAGACAAAAGUUCCGACUGUCAUAAAUAUGAUUCUUCAUCUGACUCUUCGUUUGCUAGUACUUACACCUCAAGCAAAUUGACAGAUGAGAAAAGUAACCACGAACAUAUGUGGAACAAAAGUGAAACUGUUGUUCAGAAUGUAUCAUGCUUAAAGAAUGUAUCCGCUACAAAUAUUAUUUUCUCUAAAGUGGAUCACUAUGUUACAUCGGAACAUAGUCAAACGUCUUUGGACCAGUCACAAAAAUCUGCUGAUGAGCAAAGUGAAAGCUCAGCUAGUUAUGUUAAUGCUUCAACAUCUGAGGAAAAUUGCACACAGAUAGAGACACAUAAUGAUACUCAAAUAAUACCCACAAUUCAUGAUACAACAUUAUCUAGUACGGAGUUAAACCACACAUUAACUUCAUUACCUCCACCUAUGCCUGGGAAAACACCAUCACCACCUCCUGCACCGGGAACGCAAUCAAUAGCACCUGAACUAAUGACUCCUGCACCAUACAUAAAUCCAGCACAAUCGAAGUCUAUACCAAUGUCAAUAACAAAUCUUCCAUCCCUGUCAAUAUUAUCUGAAGAGAGUACAUCGAAAAGUGGAGAAGAUAGUAGUAAAGAUUUAAUCACUUCUUCUGUAGGAACUAAUAUUCCUAUUUCAAGUACUGAUGCAUCUACCUCUGUGUCAAAUACGGAAAUAGCUACGACGUCAACAGAUACAGGGCCUCCAAAAUCAGAUGAGUUAUUAUCCUCCAGUCCAGAAAAACAUCUAUCACCACCUCCCGAAAAAUGUGAUGCGUCUUCGCAAAAUUCUAAAGUAGGAACGAUGUCAUCACCUCCAGUUUCGGAUGAAUUUACAACUUUAAUGGAAAUCAAAACAAGCGAAGUACCAACCUCACCUUGUAUACCUCCUCCUCCGCCUCCUUUGCCUGGAAUGACGUCCUCCCCUCUUCUAACACCUUGUAUGGCGCCUCCUCCACCCCCAAUGCCAGGAUUGGCGCCACCUCCACCCCCAAUGCCAGAAUUGGGACCUCCACCACCCCCAAUGCCUGGCGUGGGACCACCUCCUCCUCCACCUAUGCCCGGAAUGGGGCCGCCUCCACCACCUAUGCCUGGUAUGGGGCCGCCUCCACCGCCGAUGCCUGGUAUGGGUCCGACUCCACCGCCGAUGCCCGGUAUGGGGCCUCCACCGCCUCCUAUGCCUGGUAUGAUGCCUCCUCCCCCACCUAUGCCUGGGAUGAUGCCACCUCCACCUCCAAUGCCCGGCAUGGAACCGCCUUCGCACCUAACACCCGGAGUAGGACCUCCUCCUCCGCCUAUGCCUGGAGCAGGCCAGUCUAUAGGAACUAAUCCACCGCCACUGAAUGCUCUCGGUCCCCCGGCGCACCAGACCACAGGACCCCUGCCCUUUCCCGCUCCUCCUGCAGGCGGAUGGAACAUGCAACGAGCCACAUUAAGAAAAACACCUAUAAAACCAGCUGCGCCUAUGAAACCGUUAUACUGGACACGUAUAUUGGCCGCGCCAACACAACCAGCCUACCAAGGAGAUUCAGAAUCGAGCAAAUUAAAACCUUUGUGGUUGGAAAUUGAAGAAGCGAAACUGGAUAAUAUUGAUGAAUUUACGGAUCUCUUCUCAAGACAAGUUGUUAAAGCACCAGCAAAAAAGAAAACUGAGGUCAAAGCUAAGAUAAAACCAGUCAAAUUACUGGACAGCAAACGAUCACAGAAUGUUGGGAUAUUGGCACAAAGUUUACAUGUGGAAUUCUCCGAAAUAGAAAAUGCUAUAUACAAUUUUGAUACAUCUGUUGUUAGUUUAGAAGCAUUACAGCAGAUUUAUGACUUGCGAGCAACUGAAGAAGAAUUGAUGUUAAUAAAAGACCAUUUAAGAAAUAAACCAGAAAUUCCAUUAGACAAACCUGAAAGUUUCUUGCAUGAUUUAUCCGGGAUACCAAAUUUUGCUGAAAGAAUAUCAUGCUUUAUGUUUCAAACAGAAUUUGAAGAUGGUGUGAACACAACAAUGCACAAAUUAGAUAAUUUAAAACAUACAUGUGAGUUUCUAACUACAAGUGAGCCAUUGAAGCAGCUAUUUGCAAUUAUUUUAACUUUGGGCAACUAUAUGAAUGGUGGCAACGGUCAAAGAGGACAGGCUGAUGGCUUCGGUUUAGAGAUACUUGCUAAACUGAAAGAUGUUAAGUCGAAGCACUCGCAGGUGACGUUGCUGCACUUCAUAGUGCGCACGUACAUGCGGGCGCGGGGCGGGGCGCUGGCGGGCGCGUGCGCGCUGCCCGUGCCCGAGCCCGGCGACGUGGCGCGCGCCGCAGCUCUUGACUUUGCUGACGUCGCCGCACAUCUCAAGGAGCUAGAUAAACGAUUGCAAGAUUGCAGAGAGCAGACAAAGAAAGUAAUUGAAUGUGAUGCUCAAAGAAACGAAGACUGUGUAUCGUCAUGUGGUGAUAAUACCAAGAGAUUGGAAGUGUUCAAAGAUAAGAUGAAGACAUUCCUUGACGCGGCUGAGGAGAAGUUGAAGACUGAGAACGAUAAUUUAGAGGAGUGUCGAGCCAAGUUCAUUGGCACUGUCAGAUUCUACCAGUACACGCCCAAGUGCGGCAAGCUCGAGGAGUGCGAGCCCAAGGAGUUCUUCUCCCUAUGGACUUCAUUUUGCAGCGACUUUAAAGAUAUAUUCAAGAAGGAAGAGCAGAUUGCCAUAAAAGAAAAAUUAAAAGAAAAUAAAAAACUCCAAGAUGAAAGGAAAUCUUUGACACAGCCUAAAAAAGAAGGUGGUUUAAAAGCUCGUCUUCAAAAAUUGUCAGGUACAAGAAGAUAAGGGCUAGACCCUGGGACCUUGGUAAUGGCCAUACGAACACAUGACAGCACAAUUCUUACCAAUUUAUAUGAAGUACAAAAAAGAAUUUGCUGUCAAAAUCUCACAAAAUGUACCUGUGUGUGAAUUAUUUCUAAUUCGUGUCAUUCUUUUGUUGCAUUUAUUUGUAUGAAACAUUGUUUAUAUUUCUAUAAUAGGUGCUACUACGCUUAUAAUAAUUUCAAUUUAAAGAAAUCUCAUUGGUAAAACAAAAAUAAUCGAUACUACAUACUAACCAUAAUUAUGUUAACUUCUGAAUCAUCCAAAAAUGUAAAAGAACAAAAUAAUAUGCUUAUCAUGAUAAUAUUAAAAUGUAUGCACAAAAAAAAUCCGGCAAAAUAAUAAUGUUAUAAUGUAACUAAAUUUAUCUGAUUUAUUAUAUACAUGUGUCUGUUUACCUCAAGUUUUUGAGAUAUUUUAUAUAUAGUCUAUAGUAUAUAAUCUGUAAAACCCAAGUGUUAAAAAUAAAUAAAUAU